AUGUCUAUGUGUCUAUCUUCAUUUCGUUCUUUAAAACCAAAAUUACAGACUUUAUGUUGCAGCAGAAGAGAGUUUUCUCUCAGCGCUGUUCGACUCUCAUAUGAAGAUACUGUUAAGAAUAUGCGACUUACUAAAGAAACUCGGUUAAUUUGUCAGGGUUUUACCGGGAAACAAGGCACUUUCCAUUCCCAACAAGCACUUCAAUAUGGUACAAAAAUGGUGGGUGGCGUUUCUCCGGGAAAAGGUGGCAAGACUCACCUAGAUUUGCCAGUAUUCAAUAGUGUGAUGGAAGCUGCUCGUGAAGUAAAACCGGAUGCAUCUGUAAUUUAUGUACCUCCACCUUUCGCGGCGGCAGCAAUUCUAGAAAGUAUUGAAGCGGAAAUACCUUUGGUGGUCACUAUCACUGAAGGAAUUCCUCAAAAAGAUAUGGUCAAGGUUUUAAAAGUUUUAAAAUCUCAAAGUAAGACUCGCCUUAUUGGUCCCAAUUGUCCUGGUAUAAUUGCUCCUGAUUCAUGUAAGAUUGGUAUUAUGCCGGGACAUAUUCAUCAAAAAGGUAAAAUAGGAAUUGUUUCAAGGUCCGGAACUUUGACUUAUGAGGCAGUUAAUCAAACAACUCAAGUAAAUCUUGGACAAUCUCUGUGUGUGGGAAUUGGAGGUGAUCCAUUUAAUGGUACAAAUUUUGUGGAUUGUCUGAAAUUGUUUUUGGAAGAUGAUGAAACUGAAGGUAUCAUAUUAAUUGGAGAAAUUGGAGGUACAGCUGAAGAAGAAGCAGCAGAAUAUCUUAAAGAACAUAAUUUAAAACGUGAUACACCAAAACCAGUUGUAUCUUUUAUUGCUGGAUUAACUGCUCCUCCCGGUCGUAGAAUGGGCCACGCUGGAGCUAUUAUUGCUGGUGGAAAAGGAAGUGCAACUGAUAAAAUCAAAGCUUUAGAAUCUGCUGGUGUUAUUGUAUCAAAAAGUCCUGCAAAAUUGGGAACUAGUUUAAGAACUGAAAUGGAGAAGGCAGGAUUGGCUUAA
Messenger RNA from Diversispora eburnea, 1017 nucleotides. The record is from the annotation of a GenBank genome assembly. Lineage: Eukaryota; Fungi; Glomeromycota; Glomeromycetes; Diversisporales; Diversisporaceae.